Ananas comosus (pineapple) is the source of this 3806-nucleotide messenger RNA. RefSeq lists its product as uncharacterized. NCBI's taxonomy places the organism in Eukaryota, Viridiplantae, Streptophyta, Magnoliopsida, Poales, Bromeliaceae. Gene Ontology annotation, molecular function: translation elongation factor activity; protein binding. Gene Ontology annotation, cellular component: mitochondrial matrix. The transcript has 5 exons. Gene Ontology annotation, biological process: mitochondrial translational elongation. Bases 245 to 3544 code for a protein of 1099 amino acids. The record is from RefSeq and is a predicted model, not a curated record.
UCUCACCCCCCUUCGCUCUCUCUCUCCAACACUCUUCGGAUAAGGAUAUAAAGCCCUCGCCUCUCUCUCUCUCUCUCUCUCUCUCUCCUAUCCACCAUUCCUCUCUCCACUAGAAGAAGAAGAGGAAGAGGGAGCCAAGUGGAUGGUGGUGUCACUGUUUCCUACCUCCUCGCCCCGCGAAGGUUUCUAGGAGAGUUUGCAUUGUCCACUGCUAGUUGCGGGUGCACUUCUGGUUGCAUCAAAUAUGAUGCCUGUAAUUCAUUGUUCUGUCGGCAAUAUCAGUCUACUUCACCGAAGCAGUUACAUCUCAAGGAAAGAAGGCCAACUAAAAAAAUGCAGUGUUUUUGCGAAGCACCCAAGGCUACGAUCAUCAUCCCAAAGGUUUCUAUUUCCACAAUCAUCAUUAAACUUGAUCCCAAUGUACAACAGAAGCUGGAGCUCAAAGCAUUUGCUGAGAAGCCAAAUCAUAACUGCUGUUGGGACCGACGUUUCUGUCGAGGAGCCAAAUCCUUCUGUUUCGAGUGAAACUUCUGAUGCAAACUCAGAAACUGCAACUAGUUCCAGUGAAGCAAGUGAACCGACUCCAACUAAUCCUCCUGUUACUUCUAAUAAAGGCAAACGUCCAAGGCCUGCUAGAAAGAGUGAGAUGCCACCUGUCAAAGAUGAGGAAUUAAUACCCGGUGCUUAUUUUACUGGAAAAGUAAGAUCGAUUCAGCCAUUCGGUCUUUUUGUUGAUUUUGGAGCCUUUAGUGACGGCCUUGUUCAUGUCUCGAGAGUGAGCGACGGGUAUGUCAAGGAUGUCUCUGCUCUUUUCUCUGUGGGACAAGAGGUUAAAGUGCGAAUUGUCGAAGCAAAUAAGGAAAGUGGGCGAAUUUCCCUCACGAUGCGUGAAAAUGAUGAUGGCAAUAAGAAAAAAGAAGCUCCCGCUGCUGGUGAGAAGACGAGACCGGCAAGAAAAAACAGUUUGAGGCCCAAUGCUAAAAAGGGGGAGGCUCAAAAGAGCUCUAAGUUUGUCAAAGGACAAGCUUUGAGUGGCGCGGUGAAAAAUUUAACUAGGUCGGGGGCUUUUGUGUCGCUUCCUGAUGGUGAGGAAGGGUUUCUUCCGGUUUCUGAGGAAUCCGAGGGGUUUGGUGGAAUUUUGGGGAACUCUUCCUUGCAAGUCGGUCAGGAAGUUAAUGUAAGAGUAUUAAGAAUAGCUAGAGGGCAGGUGACUUUGACGAUGAAGCAAGAAGAAGAUGUUGAAGGGUUAAAUAGAAAACUUAAUCAAGGGGUGGUUCACAUGGCGACUAACCCCUUUGAGUUGGCUUUUAGGAGGAACAAGGAGAUCUCUGCAUUUUUAGAUGAACGAGAAGAAGCACAGAAAACCAAUGAAAAGGUGAAUGUUUCGGAAAUUUCUGAAAAUAUCGAAGAAAAUGUGGAAACCCUAGUGACCAACAUGGGAACUGAUGAUGAAGUUGAGGAGAAAGAAGUGGAUGAUGAAUUGGACCAAGACCAAACUUCUGCGACAGGUUUAUUAUCCACAGAUUUGGUUAGCAAAGAGGAAGAAAUUGAGAACUCUUCACCACAAAUUUCUGAUUCCGUCCUUAAAGAAGCAGCAGAAGGUGAGAACAGCUCUAAAACAUCGAUUGAGUCCACUUCAGAAUCAGUAUCAGAUGAAAUAUCCCUACCAGAGGAAGUGAAGGAUCCUAGCACUGUAACCAAUGUAGUAGAGGCGGCAAUUGCAAGUUCUAACUCUUUGGUUUCAGAGAAAGAGGAAUCUUCUGAAAAUGAAACCUCAGAGAGCACUGGUCAAGAUUUGAUUUCGGAAACUGUUGAUAAAACCAUCGAGCCUGAAGUAUCUUCUUCAGUACAAGAUGAUGAGGAAGUCACUGAAGCUGAUCUCAAAUUUCAGACUGCCGCUAAAGAUGAUGAGAGCUCUACAAGUUCAAGAGCUGACGAAAGUAAAGAACUUUCAGAUUCUAUGGAAGAAAAAGCUUCUUACGGGGGAAACGAUACCGAUAACAAUAUUGAGUCAUCUGGAGAAACAGGUGGUGAGAAUUUGUCGCCAAAAGAUGUGUUACCUGAGGAUACUGCUGCUAACCAAGAAGAUGAUGAUAUAAUAGAUGGUAAGGAAACAGAAAAACCUGUGGUGAUUGUGAAUGAAGUAAAAGAUGAAAAAUCGGAAACUUCUGAAAUCUCAGAAAUGCAAAAUGAUGCUGCUGAUCAAGGAAGCACUAUCAAAGUUGAAGCUAAAAAUACAACGACAAUUUCCCCUGCUCUUGUAAAACAAUUACGUGAAGAAACUGGAGCGGGUAUGAUGGAUUGCAAGAAAGCUCUUGCAGAAACUGAUGGUGACAUUGUUAAAGCCCAAGAAUACCUCCGCAAAAAAGGGCUGGCAAGUGCCGACAAAAAGGCAAGCAGAGUCACUGCUGAGGGACGGAUUGGAUCUUAUGUCCAUGACGGCCGAAUUGGAAUUCUUAUCGAAGUCAACUGUGAAACCGAUUUCGUCUCCCGUGGUGAGAUCUUUAAGCAGUUGGUCGACGAUCUCGCCAUGCAGGUAGCUGCUUGUCCUCAAGUGCGCUAUUUGGCUACUGUGGAUGUCCCGGAGGAAAUUGUGAGCAAGGAGAAGGAAAUAGAGAUGCAGAAGGAGGACCUUUUAUCAAAACCCGAGCAGAUUAGGGCAAAAAUCGUUGAAGGAAGAAUAAAGAAGAGGCUUGAAGAAUUUGCAUUACUUGAGCAACCAUAUAUUAAGAAUGAUAAAGUGGUGGUUAAGGAUAUGGUGAAGCAAACUAUUGCCACAAUUGGGGAAAACAUAAAGGUUAAGAGGUUUGUAAGGUACAAUUUAGGGGAGGGUUUGGAGAAGAAAAGCCAGGACUUUGCUGCGGAAGUGGCUGCACAAACUGCUGCAAAGGCUUCUCCUUCAGUACCAAAGGAUAAUUCUGCUGAAGCAAAGCCGCCUGCUACGGCAGUAUCAGCAGCCUUAGUGAAACAACUGAGGGAGGAAACCGGUGCCGGCAUGAUGGACUGCAAGAAAGCCCUAACUGAAACAGGGGGCGACCUCGUAAAGGCCCAAGAAUACCUCCGAAAGAAAGGACUAUCCUCCGCAGACAAGAAAUCCUCCCGACUUGCCGCGGAGGGACUCAUCUCUGCUUACAUCCAUGACUCUCGCAUUGGCUGCCUCAUUGAAGUCAACUGUGAGACUGACUUUGUGGGUCAGAAUGAGAAAUUCAAAGAAUUGGUUGACGACCUUGCAAUGCAAGUCGUGGCUUGCCCUCAGGUUGAAUUUGUGUCAAUCGAGGAUAUCUCUAAGGAUAUCGUGGACAAGGAGAGAGAGAUCGAGAUGCAAAGAGAGGAUAUUCAAUCGAAACCUGAGAAUAUAAGAGAGAAGAUAGUGGAAGGGAGGAUAUCGAAGAGGCUGGGAGAGCUCGCACUGUUGGAGCAACCUUUUAUUAAGGAUGACGGGGUUUUGGUGAAGGAUCUCGUGAAGCAGACAGUCGCAGCGCUUGGAGAGAAUAUCAAGGUUCGGAGGUUCGUGAGAUUUACUCUUGGUGAGAGUGAAGAAUGAAACCCUGAGAGAUGUAAUUAGUGUACCUCAGGUUUUUUAUGUAUCAAUUGUUUCUCUGAGAGGAUUUUGCGGCCCGCAAAGCAUAAAAUUGUUGGCUAAGUAGUACGUCAUUUAUUGUCUACUCUGAUCAUUGCAAUAACACUUUUCUCAUCAGAAGCAAUGAAUCAAGAUAUUAGGGUAAAUAAACCUAUAUUUAUCUGCAGUUUUGCCGUUUAUGUGUAUUUGCUGUAGGUAACCGAAAAAAGUGGAAAUGAUUGCAACA